GAAGGACAGUCACCAUGCGCUCCCCGAACAUCCUUCUGACAGGCACUCCAGGAGUUGGCAAGACCACACUUGGCAAAGAACUUUCAUCCAGAACUGGACUGACCUAUAUCAAUGUCGGUGAUUUGGCAAAGGAAGGAAAUUUAUAUGAAGGUUAUGAUGAAGAGUAUGAUUGUCCUAUUUUAGAUGAAGACAGGGUGGUCGAUGAGCUGGAGGACAAGAUGAGUGAUGGCGGAGUCAUUGUUGACUAUCAUGGUUGUGAAUUUUUUCCUGAGCGUUGGUUCAACAUUGUGUUUGUGCUGAGGACUGACAAUAGUUUAUUGUACCAGCGUCUAGAAAGCAGGGGAUACAAGGAAAAGAAACUACAGGACAACAUCCAGUGUGAGAUAUUCCAGACUAUUUAUGAAGAAGCAGCUGAGUCGUAUCAAAAGGAUAUUGUGCAUCAGUUACCCAGCAAUACACCUGAGGAUUUGGAGCAAAACAUAGAACAGAUCACUCAGUGGAUUCAGCAGUGGCUAAAGGAUAACAACUGAAUCCCAAAUUCAAAUAUAGACUUUUACAUCAGUAAUAUAAUGCUGAAAGGCCCGGUCACAUGUUUGUGUAUUUAGGUGGAAGUGGUAAGAGCAACAGAACACAACAGGCUAUGGAUUUACAGUAAGAGCAGCUGUAUAUACUGUAGAUGGUAUCUUCUGAAAACAGAUCCUGGAUUUUGAAGAUGAAUACCAUUGAUGGAGGGAACACGAAUAAUCCGAUUAGUGGGGAAAAUUACUGUAUUUGGCAUUUAGUCUUGAUCUGAAUGUUAGCAUAUAUGGUUUUUAUGAUAUAACUUACCUUGAAAAGGUAUUGAAUCUGCCGGGUAAACUCUUUUUUUUGUAUAAAACUGAUUAAGUUCUAGAUCAUUAAAUAGAAUAUUUUCUCUUUGAA
Xenopus laevis (African clawed frog) is the source of this 921-nucleotide messenger RNA. It is a transcript of the gene ak6.L, whose product is annotated as adenylate kinase 6 L homeolog. The record is from RefSeq and is marked provisional. Gene Ontology annotation, molecular function: ATP hydrolysis activity; AMP kinase activity; ATP binding. Gene Ontology annotation, cellular component: nucleus; Cajal body; cytoplasm. NCBI's taxonomy places the organism in Eukaryota, Metazoa, Chordata, Amphibia, Anura, Pipidae. Gene Ontology annotation, biological process: ribosomal small subunit biogenesis.